AUGGAGUUGUUUUCUAUUGUCCUCGUCAUUUUCUGUAUAUCACUGGUUUCACUUAACGGUGAAGUUCUUGAUGAUUUCAUAUUUGAUGUUGAACCACAGUGUGGUGAUUCUCUAGUUGAUAAUAAUCCUGUUGUAACAGUCAAGUCCGACUUUCCAAUCAGUGUUGUGGCGUCUUGUGCCAAUGGCGACGUAGGCUUCCUGUCUGUGAAUGGCGCUGAGCAUUUACUUCAAGGGACUUUCUUACAGAAGGGAGAUUUUUGUCUCUUUACUAGACGUGGCAGCACUAACGUAUAUACAAUAGAAAUAUCCAUCAGAUAUGGUGUAGGCGGUAGUGAGGAACAUAUAACUCAAAAAUCGAUGAUGUGUAUUGUAACUUGCACAUUUGAUUUAAACGGAAUGAAGGAUUCUCAGGAACAUUCUUUAACAAAAGGUAUUUUAGCACCAGUCGAAUUAAGGGUAGAUGCUGGACAGAAUAUAAAAGCCACUUUAACUUUAGAUGUUUAUGAUGUUGGGGAUAAUUUGAUAACUACGAUGAGACGAGGGAGAAAGGUUUAUCUUUCGGCUACUACUGACGGUUCAAAAUCGGAACUUGGUCUUCAACCGGUUUCUUGUUUCGCUGAAGGUGUGAAUUCGAAAAAACGGUUUCAGUUUCUUCGAGCAGGAUGUGGCGCCGGUAUGAUUUUUGAUCAAACUGAAGGAUUUGAUACUACUGGUUUAUCUACAAGAAGUCCUUACUUUAGAUCAUUUCAAAUCAAUGACGAGCAGUAUCUCACUUUUGAAUGUGUCUUUACUUUGUGCGCAAGUGCUUGCGAUGGCAAUUCAUGUGGAAAGGGGAGAUCUAAACGAAGUUCAGGUUUAUUUCCAUUAAUAGCAAAAUCCAGACCCAUUGCUUAUGAAAACGUAAUAAAAACAUUGAAUUAA
Messenger RNA from Lottia gigantea (owl limpet), 921 nucleotides. RefSeq lists its product as hypothetical. Lineage: Eukaryota; Metazoa; Mollusca; Gastropoda; Lottiidae. The transcript is spliced from 9 exons. The coding region runs from base 1 to 921 and encodes 306 amino acids. The record is from RefSeq and is a predicted model, not a curated record.